CUGGGAGGAGUCAGCUGUGCAGGCAGCAGGUGGAGGAGCUCAGCUGGGGAACUCACGCUCCGCAGAAGACAGAAUGUCCACCGCCGAUCCCAAUGAAGGAGACUCCACAGAGAGCUUUGUGGAUGUCAGUGAAUGUGAAUAUGGACAAGAACAGAAUCCAGAGUCCUCCUCCCAGAAAGAGAAGUCCCCGGAGGAGGCGGACAAUGAGAAAUGGCCUGUACAAGCAGAAUGUGAUUGUGAAGAAGGCGAGUCCUGGGAGACCGUGCCGGAGGCUGAAGGCCCAAGAAAUAUGAAUGAAGUACAAUCACCUGACCCUGCAGAACCCAAUCAAAAUAAAAAAUGUGACCCAUCCAGCCAGGAGGAAGACUCUCAUCAUCCUCGGAGAUCCCCCAUCAGACAACAGGAGGGCGAUGAGCAGAACCAAACCAAUGCGUAUGAGGAAAAUAACUAUUCUGAGCAAACAUGUGAUGGAGACCUUAAGGAAGAAACAAGAGAACACAAGGGACUUCAGGAGACCACAACUGAACCAGAGCCUACUGAACCAGAGCCUACUAAACCAAGAGAGGAUGUGACACUGGAACCAGAGCCUACUAAACCAGAAGAGGAUGGGACACUGGAACCAGAGCCUACUAAACCAGAAGAGGAUGGGACACUGGAACCAGAGCCUACUAAACCAGAAGAGGAUGGGACACGGGAACCAGAGCCUACUAAACCAGAAGAGGAUGGGACUCGGGAACCAGAACCUACUAAACCAAAAGGGGAAGAUGGGACACGGGAACCAGAGCCUACUAAACCAGAAGAGGAUGGGACACUGGAACCAGAGCCUACUAAACCAGAAGAGGAUGGGACACUGGAACCAGAGCCUACUAAACCAGAAGAGGAUGGGACACUGGAACCAGAGCCUACUAAACCAGAAGAGGAUGGGACACUGGAACCAGAGCCUACUAAACCAGAAGAGGAUGAGACACUGGAACCAGAGCCUACUAAACCAGAAGAGGAUGGGACACGGGAACCAGAGCCUACUAAACCAAAAGGGGAAGAUGGGACACGGGAACCAGAGCCUGCUAAACCAAAAGGGGAAGAUGGGACUCGGGAACCAGAACCUACUAAACCAAAAGGGGAAGAUGGGACACUGAAACCAGAGCCUACUAAACCAAAAGGGGAAGACGGGACACGGGAACCAGAACCUACUAAACCAGAAGGGGAAGAUGGGACUCGGGAACCAGAGCCUACUAAACCAGAGGGAGAAGAUGAGACUAAGACCACAGAUGUAUCAGAACCUUCUAAGCCCAAGGAGACCCAGGGGACUGUAGCUGAACCACAACCUGAUGACCCACACAAUGAGGAGUCCCAGCCUGCUGAACAGGAAAGCUCUAAAUUGAAACAUGGAGAGAAUGCACAAUUGGAUGAAGACGAUGAGAGGAGCCCAAUACAUGACGGGAAAAGUGUGAGAUGUCAGGAAAGUACAGGGGGACCUAAAGAAUAUAACAAAGAAAACUCUGGAAAGGAGUCCCAGAAUGAAGGAGACCAAGAUGAACCCGAGGAGUCUAAAAGAGACCAUUGUGAGGAGGCUACCACCGCACACCACCUGGAAUCUUUGAGGAAGGAGGAAACAAGUUACAAACAUCUGGCCCCCGCGGAGUCCCCCUGGACGGCACACAGGAACAGCGCCGUCACCCUGAGAAUGGAGGGAUCUGGAACUGCAUCCAUCCCUCCCCUUACUGUGCCGGAGUUCUUCUCGCAGGCAGUGAUGGAGUUCGGCCAGCAGACGGCGUUGUGUGUGUGGACGGGUGACGGCUGGGAGAAAAUGACUUACCUGCAGUAUGAGAAGCAAUGCUGGAUGGUGGCCAGAGGGCUCCUCAGGUUGGGCCUGGCUCGGUUCUGUGGGGUUCUGAUCCUGGGACAAAGCUCUCCACAAUGGUUCAUCGCUCAGAUUGGAUCCAUCAUGGCCGGGGGUGUGGCGGUUGGUGUUGACCCAUCAUGCACGGGGUUGUUUUGCCUUAGUGCAGCUCUGGACUCCCAGGCUCAGGUAGUGAUGGUGCAGAAUGGUCAGCAGCUGCAGAAGAUCCUGGAGGUGCGGGAGAGGCUGUCCGGGCUGAAGGCAAUUGUGCAGUGGGAAGGACCGGUGGAGGAAUCUCAUCCUAUGAUUUACACAUGGGAGCAGCUGAUGGACCUGGGCUCAGAAGCAGAGGAAUCCCAUCUUUAUCAGGUCAUAUGUCAGCAAAGAUCCAACCAGUGCUGCGCCGUGGUAUAUGAGAGUGCCGUGGAGCCGAAGGGAGUCCUGCUCAGCCAUGACAAUGUGACCUGGACGUGUUGGGCGAUGGCGAAGUCGCUGGGCCUGGGGUCAGAGGAGCGCGUGGUCAGUUAUUUGCCCCUCAGUCACAUGACUGUCCAAAUGUUUGACCUGUGGCUGCCCCUCUGUUGUGGGGGCCAAACUUACUUCACCGGGGCCAAAGACCCCAAGGUGUCCCUCCUAUCAACACUGAAAGCUGUGCACCCCACCUAUUUUCUGGGGUUCCCCAAGUUCUGGGAGAAGGUGAGGAGGAAGUGGAUGUUGGCAGCCAGGAAGGUGAAUCCUCUGCAGAAGAAGAUCCUCCGCUGGGCCCGAGAAAAGGGUCUCCAGGCCAGCAGAAGGCUGGGCCCUCAGCCCUGGGGGUACUCCCUUGCUGAACGUCUGAUCUUCCAUCCUGCCCACCAGGCGCUGGGGUUGGAUCGCUGUGUGCGCUGCUAUAUGGGAACCGAGCCGGUCACCCAGGAGGUGGUGGAGUAUUACAGGAGUCUGGGGAUGGAAUUACUGGAAGUGUACGGCAUGAAUGAAACCAGCGGCGUGCACAGCCUGGCACUGCCGGGAAGGACCUCUGAGGAGCUCUCGGGGUGCAGAAGCCACGUGUUGCCUACAGGAGAAUGGAGAGUUUGGGGGCGUCACAUCUGCAUGGGGUACACUGGGAACGAGGAGAGGACCCGAGGGGUGAUGGAUGAAGAGGACUGGUUCAUCACCGAGGACCUGGAGAGGGAAGGCGGUGGCACAGGACGGGAGAAGACGCGGAGGAGGGAGGACGUGGGUCUCUAUAUGGAGCUGUGAUCCCUGUUUGGGGGAGGAGCUUCACAUCUCUCGCUUCAUGUUGUGUUCUUAUUGGUCCGUUUUGGAUCAUCUUUUUUACUAAUAUUUUGUAUUUGUUCCUCCAUGUCUCUCCAUUGUGAUGUAUGUAUAUGGGGGAGGGGGGGGUGUGAUAUUCAGGGAUUGGUGCUCCCUGGCAGGAGCCUCCAAGCCCCUCCCCCCUGGACAUUCUCCCCCUCCCCCAUCUCGAUAAUAAAGUUCUUCUGAUCCUCGCUCUCCUCCAGAUGCUUGCCCAUCGGUCGUGCCUUGUUCCUCCUCCAGAUGCUUGCCCAUCGGUCGUGCCUUGGUCCUCCUCCAGAUGCUUGCCCAUCGGUCGUGCCUUGUUCCUCCUCCAGAUGCUUGUCCAUCGGUCGUGCCUUGUUCCUCCUCCAGAUGCUUGUCCAUCGGUCGUGCCAUGUUCCUCCUGCAGAUGCUUGCCCAUCGGUCGUGCCUUGUUCCUCCUGCAGAUGCUUGCCCAUCGGUCGUGCCUUGUUCCUCCUCCAGAUGCUUGCCCGUCGGUCGUGCCUUGUUCCUCCUCCAGAUGCUUGCCCGUCGGUCGUGCCUUGUUCCUCCACCAGAUGCUUGCCCGUCGGUCGUGCCUUGUUCCUCCUCCAGAUGCUUGCCCGUCGGUCGUGCCUUGUUCCUCCUCCAGAUGCUUGCCCGUCGGUCGUGCCUUGUUCCUCCACCAGAUGCUUGCCCAUCGGUCGUGCCUUGUUCCUCCUCCAGAUGGCAGCAUUGUAGCAGUGAUGAGUGUUCAGCGGAGGUGAAGAGUGCGCUAUCAGGGGAUCGCACUGAUUGGUCCUGUGACAUUCUGUGUAAUUGAUCUCCCCUGACCUUGUACUGUGAUAGCUGAAGGGAAGUGACUUUCAAUAAAUAUUUAAUGAUCAGGA
Messenger RNA from Rana temporaria (common frog), 3987 nucleotides. Its product is annotated as long-chain-fatty-acid--CoA ligase ACSBG1-like. The transcript has 13 exons. Gene Ontology annotation, cellular component: membrane; endoplasmic reticulum. The record is from RefSeq and is a predicted model, not a curated record. Gene Ontology annotation, molecular function: long-chain fatty acid-CoA ligase activity. The coding region runs from base 74 to 3082 and encodes 1002 amino acids. Lineage: Eukaryota; Metazoa; Chordata; Amphibia; Anura; Ranidae.